Messenger RNA from Dicrocoelium dendriticum, 927 nucleotides. The record is from the annotation of a GenBank genome assembly. NCBI's taxonomy places the organism in Eukaryota, Metazoa, Platyhelminthes, Trematoda, Plagiorchiida, Dicrocoeliidae.
UUCAGGGCGUGUAUUUUCCGACGAGGAAGAAAGCAUGGCUCGUCCUCGCUGCAUAUGACAUUCCAUCCGCUGGGGUGCCUCCUGUUGCUGAGGGAACACCAGUACAAUGGUCAAAAGUCGUAAAGGAUUCAAGCUUCGAUUCCAAUGAAAUUAGUCCUUCAAGAUGUUACAGCUGCGAAAUCAUCAGAGAUCUAAGGAAUGCUCUCGAGAGCCGGAGCAAUCCACCAGUGAAGAUUUCUGCUAUUCGUUCAAAAAUGAGCACCCUUUAUGAGCGCACACGCACCGACAAACUUGAGCAAAGGAACUUCGACUUGUACCUUGCUGAACUGCGAGAUUUGCUGGCUUCAUUUAAAACUAAACGGAAAGAGUAUGAACGUACUCGGAAUCUCCAGGCAAUGAAGCGAUGCUUGAAAAGGGAGAUGCUAAUCAAAGAAGAGCUAUAUGGUUUCGGCAUGCUGCCAAACCAGAACGGCGUUCUAUCUAAUGUUCCGGGAACGAAGCCACCUAUAGGAGCAACUGAGAAGGAGGCGGAAAACACAGCAUGCUCAGCGGGAGUUCUGGAAAAGCAUGCCAAAGCUGCUCGAAAUCGCAAUGUUCCGGAUAAGCUCUUUCAUUCACAGCAACAAUUCGCGCCGUCUAACGAACACGAGCUUCCAAGUCACAGGCACCCAUACCGGAAUAAGAUGCCUUCUUCCCAUUUAACUGAGGAUCUAAGUGCAAUGCAAAGCGGUCACACCGUGAUGCGUUCCGCUCCCGGCUCCAUGCGUUGGUGUGAUCGCGGAAUGAAUGCACAAGAGCAGACUCAAGAAUCUUUGGUCAUUUAUGGCACUGACGAUAGGUAAAUUGAAAAUGUUCUAUGUAUAGUGUGAUCCAGGCAUUGGUUCACUGGACCCAAAAACUCAAGCUGCAUUGCACUGUUUCAUCAGC